AUGGGUUGCACGGCAUCGAAACUGGACAACGAGGAAACCGUGAGGCGCUGCAAGGAGCGGCGUCGUUUAAUGAAAUAUGCCGUCUACGCCCGCCACCACCUCGCGGCAGCGCACUCCGACUACUGCCACUGCCUCCGCCUCACCGGCUCCGCACUCUACACCUUCGCCGCCGCCGAACCCCUCGCAGUCGCCGACGACACCCCUGCCGUUCUCCUCCACAAAACCACCAAUAAUCCCCAGCCACCACCACAUCCUCCUCCCUCCGCUACCGCCUCAACAAGCCCUAGACUCCCUCGCAUAGUGACCUCCAUUGUCACGCGCCGCCGUCAACCGCCUUCGAGACUCCCUCACGUUCUCUCCGAAUCGAGCCUCUGUUCCUCGCCCCGAAGCGAGCAUUCGAACUGUUUCGCAACCGCUCCACAACAAGCUCAAUCCACACCUACUUCGCAGCCACCAGAUCCUCCUCCUCCCGGUGCCACCCGCCGCCGCAAACCGCCGCCGAAGCUCCCUCACAUACUCUCCGAAUCAAGCCUCUUCUCCUCGCCUCGAAGCGAAUACUCGAAUUUCUUCGCCACCGCGCACCAAGCUCAAUCCACGCCUACUUCGCAAACCUCUUCCGUUUGGAAUUGGGAGAAUUUAUAUCCUCCUCCUUCUCCUCCAGGCUCCGAUUAUUUCCGCCAACGCCAAACCAACAAACCACAAACGCCGAAUUUCGAAUCGUCGGAAUCGGAAUCUGAAUCGAUGUAUAAUCCAUUUCGUUCGAACUCUCAACGCAAUCACAAAAUUGAUAACACUACAAACGUCGCUUCACAUUCACAACAACAAAACGCAGAACCAGAUAUUUACGAAUCGGAACAGAAACACUUACAUGAACCGAUUCAAACGGAGCGCGAGGAGGUUCGGUGCAGCGAUUGGGAGGACCGUUACAGUCCCUCGAGUUCGUCGGAGCAGGAGGAAGAAGGUGCCGGAUUCUCCUCACAGUCUAAGACGGAGUAUGUAUCCGGAGGUCAUGCUUCGGCGGCGAAGGUCAGCGAUGACGUGGCGGAGCCGAAGGUGGCUGUGAGGCAUAGGGAUUUGAAGGAGAUUGUGGAAGCGGUUAGGGAGAAUUUCGAGAAAGCUGCAGUGGCCGGAGAUCAGUUAUCGGAGAUGCUCGAGGUUAGCAGAGCGCACCUUGAUCGGAGUUUCAACCAGUUGAGGAAAACACUCUACCAUUCAAAUAGUAUAUUGAGCAAGCUGAGCUCGAGUUGGACCUCUAAACCGCCGUUGGUUGUUAAAUACCGGCUCGACGCCGGUUCGUUGGACGGACCGGGCGGUUCGAAGAGUCUCUGCUCCACUCUGGAACGCCUUUUGGCUUGGGAAAAUAAGCUGUAUCACGAAGUGAAGGCAAGAGAAGGUGUGAAGAUUGAGCAUGAAAAGAAAUUGUCAGCCCUGCAGAGUCUAGAGUGCAAAGGUGGUGAUGAAGCAAAGCUGGAUAAGACCAAGGCUUCCAUAACAAGGUUGCAGUCAUUGAUUGUUGUCACAUCUCAAGCUGUAUCCACCACCUCAGCUGCCAUCAAUGGCCUUAGGGACACUGAUCUUGUUCCUCAGCUUGUUGACCUCUGUCAUGGAAUCAUGUAUAUGUGGAAGUCAAUGCAUCAGUACCAUGAAAUCCAAAGCAACAUUGUGCAGCAAGUCCGUGGCCUUGUGAAUCAAUCAUCCAAAGGUCACACAACGUCUGAAUCACACAAGCAAGCAACAAGGGAUCUUGAAUCAGCUGUGUCAGCAUGGCACUCCAGUUUCUGCCGUCUCAUAAAGUUUCAACGUGACUUUAUCCUUUCUCUGCAUGGCUGGCUAAAGUUGAACCUUAUUCCAGUCAACAAUGACAACAACAAUAACACUGAAUCAUCUCACGUUUUUUCCUUCUGUGAUGAAUGGAAACUUGCCCUUGACCGUGUUCCAGACACAGUUGCUUCAGAAGCAAUCAAGAGCUUCAUCAACGUUGUCCAUGUGAUAUCUGUGAAGCAAUCUGAGGAGCUGAAGAUUAAGAAGAGAAGUGAGAGUGCCUCCAAGGAACUUGAGAAGAAAUCUUCAUCUCUGAGAAGCAUAGAAAGGAAGUUUUACAACUCAUAUUCUAUGGUAGGCAUUACCCCUCCUGAGUCAGGGCCUGGUAAUGGACAAGGCUUGGAUGCAAGAGACCCUCUUGCUGAGAAGAAAGUAGAACUGGAAUCCUACCAAAGGCAUGUUGAAGAUGAAAUGAUGAAGCAUUCAAAAGCUGUUGAGGUGACUAGGGCUAUGACACUCAACAAUCUUCAGACUGGCUUGCCUGGAGUGUUCCAGGCAAUGGCCAGUUUUUCUUCAUUAUUCGCUGAGGCCCUUGAGUCAGUAUGUAGCCGUUCACAUGCCAUGCAGUAG
This is a messenger RNA of Sphenostylis stenocarpa, 2391 nucleotides long. Lineage: Eukaryota; Viridiplantae; Streptophyta; Magnoliopsida; Fabales; Fabaceae. The record is from the annotation of a GenBank genome assembly.